UUUCUCUCUCACAUGCCUGAGCCCUGCUCAGAAUGCUGCUAAGUUAAGUCUGCAGAGUUCUGUGAUUUCUUCAUCUUCUUUCUGUGAGAAGGCUCUGAUACAGUCUCUGACCAGCACUGCUACUUGUCUGCACUGUAUUAAGCAGCUGAAGAAGAGAGAGAUUUUAUACAUCUAUUUCUUCUCUCACUUCUAUUAUUUCUGUUACAUCUGUAACAAUGACUUCUGUCUUUCUAUACUCAAGCAGUACAGAGUGAGAAUCUUGAAGCUUCAAGUAUUGACAGAUUUUAUCAAGACUGAGAAGAUCUCUCUUACUCAUCU
Molecule: messenger RNA, 318 nt
Organism: Blastomyces dermatitidis ER-3
Lineage: Eukaryota; Fungi; Ascomycota; Eurotiomycetes; Onygenales; Ajellomycetaceae
Exons: 2
Source: RefSeq, a predicted model, not a curated record